This is a messenger RNA of Melanotaenia boesemani (Boeseman's rainbowfish), 761 nucleotides long. RefSeq names its product heat shock protein, alpha-crystallin-related, 1 (gene hspb1). The coding region runs from base 94 to 705 and encodes 203 amino acids. Gene Ontology annotation, molecular function: protein folding chaperone. The record is from RefSeq and is a predicted model, not a curated record. Lineage: Eukaryota; Metazoa; Chordata; Actinopteri; Atheriniformes; Melanotaeniidae. Gene Ontology annotation, biological process: response to heat; protein refolding. The transcript has 3 exons.
AGUAACAGACGACACAUUAGGAGCACAGUGUUAAGAGAGGCCAGAGAACUCAUCUGCUGAAAGCUGCACUCUACUUCCACCUGAACAGAGGUCAUGGCUGAGAGACAUAUUCCUUUCUCCCUGAUGCACAGCCCGAGCUGGGACCCGUUCCGUGAAUGGCACCAGGCCAGCCGCAUCUUUGACCAGGCCUUCGGCAUGCCACCUCUGCCUGAAGACUUUGCCACAUUCCCGAGCACCCACUGGCCUGGUUAUCACAGGCCAUCCAUCAUGGGCCCGGACAUGGGACUCAUGCUCCCCCACAGCCAUAUGAUGUACCCUGGCCACCAUAUGGCCCACCAUCCACGUGCCCUGUCCCGCCAGUUGAGCAGUGGUAUGUCUGAGAUUAAGCAGACGCAGGACAACUGGAAGGUGUCUCUGGAUGUCAAUCAUUUCUCACCCGAGGAGCUGGUGGUCAAGACCAAGGAUGGAGUAUUGGAAAUCUGUGGCAAGCAUGAGGAGAGGAAGGAUGAGCACGGUUUUGUGUCCAGAAGCUUCACCAGGAAAUACACGCUCCCCGCUACUGUUAGCGCUGAGAAGGUGACCUCCUCCCUGUCUCCUGAAGGGGUCCUGACUGUGGAGGCUCCUUUGGCCAAGCUAGCCAUCGAGUCCUCUGAGACUACAAUCCCUGUCAAUGUGGAGACCAAAGGUGCCGUGGCGAAGAAGUAAUUUUGUAUUGAAACUAUUUAGCUACUGAAACUGGAAAUAAAGUCAUAAAGAGCCAA